Molecule: messenger RNA, 1030 nt
Organism: Rubroshorea leprosula
Lineage: Eukaryota; Viridiplantae; Streptophyta; Magnoliopsida; Malvales; Dipterocarpaceae
Source: the annotation of a GenBank genome assembly
AGUAGCAGUUUUGUUUUUUGUUUUUGUUUUUCGUUUUCCAUUUGUGGGAGGAGAGAAAAUUUGUUUUUUUUUUUUUCUCUUUCAGAUUUUCUGGGCAUUCAAACAGGGGGCGAGUGGGAUGAAUUUAUGAAUCAAAUGUGAUGGGAAGUGGACUCUCCACCUUCGUCCCCUGCUUCAAACCGCCUUCUGAACAGACUAACCGUGCCGGUGCUUUGCUACCGGCGCAUCAGCGGGACCUGAUCUUUCCGGCGUCGGAGCCGUUGGAUGACACCCUUGGUCAUUCCUUCUGCUACGUCCGAUCCUCCAACCGCUUUCUCUCGCCGACGCCUUCUGAUCGCUUCCUUUCGCCUUCUCACUCCCUCCGCUUCUCUCCUUCUCACGACCUGAAGGCUCGGGCUGGACCGGAAACCGCUUUCAAGACUAUUUCGGGUGCCUCCGUCAGUGCCAAUACGUCUACACCCAGAACUGUCCUCCAACUUGGCAAUAUUUACGACGAUGCCACUGAGGAUACUCUCGGUUACGGCGUCAAGAGCAGUAUCGUUAACGGCAAUGGGUUCGAGAGUUCCUCGUCGUUUUGCGCCUUGCCGCUGCAGCCGCUGCCACGUGGCGGUGGGGGAGCGGGUCGUGACCAGAUGGAGCGGAGCGGGUUUUUUAUGUCGGGUCCGUUUGAGCGUGGGGCGAUGUCGGGUCCCUUCGAGGUGAACCCAGGGCAAGAAGGGAGGGUGCCUUUCUCGGCGCCGUUUGGGGGCAUUUAUGUGAGAAAGAAUAGGAAGAAGGGCAUUUCUGGGAUCUUGAGGAAUUUCUCGGAGAAGAAACGGCCCUGGGUGGUUCCGUGCCAGAGCUCCGUAGAAAGGGCUACUGCAGUGGGUGAAUCAGAGCUCACAAGUCUCUUUAUUGAACCGAAUCUGAGGCCAAUGAUUCGUCGCAAGUCUUAAGGUUUGGGUGAGGCGGAAGUUAAGGCUUUAAGCCUUAUCAUCACCGUGAACUCCACUAAUUUGUGGUUUAAUGACCGCACGCUUCAUUUGAGGGG